Messenger RNA from Cryphonectria parasitica EP155, 1353 nucleotides. Its product is annotated as putative monooxygenase. Gene Ontology annotation, biological process: secondary metabolite biosynthetic process. Gene Ontology annotation, molecular function: FAD binding; monooxygenase activity. The transcript is spliced from 4 exons. Lineage: Eukaryota; Fungi; Ascomycota; Sordariomycetes; Diaporthales; Cryphonectriaceae. The record is from RefSeq and is a predicted model, not a curated record. The coding region runs from base 1 to 1353 and encodes 450 amino acids.
AUGAAUAACACAACCAACGGAAGCCAGGAUCGCAUCAAAGUCCUGGUUAUCGGUGCUGGCCUGGGCGGAUGUGCAGCAGCCCUGGCCCUGAACCACCAUGGCCACGAUGUCACCGUAUACGAGAAACUCACCAACUUCCGCCGACUAGGAGACUCGCUGGGCCUGGGAGAAAACGCGCUCAAGCUUCUCCAGCGCUGGGGCGGCGACAGCCUGUACACCUCGGUCACCUCCAUCGGCAACCAGUCCGAGGACAUGCAGAUCCGGCGGUGGCGCGACGGCAAGAUCCUAGCACAGCAGCCUCUGAUGGACAUGGCCGGCCACAUCGGCCACCGCGGUGACUACCACGAGGCCUUUCUACACGGGGUGAGAGAGGCGGGGAUUCCCAUCCAUAUGGGCUGCGAGGUGGUCAGUUUCCAGGAGGGUGAUUCGGGCCGAGGAAGGCCGAGCGUUACUUUCAAGGACGGGCGGGUCGAGGAGGCAGAUGUGGUAGUCGGGGCGGAGGGCAUCAAGAGUCGGGCACGGGAACUUGUUCUUGGAUUUGCAGAUGCACCCAAAAGCAGCGGCUAUUCUUGUUGGAGGGCGUAUUUCCCUGGUGAGCACCUGCAAGAUGAUCCUUUGUGCAAGGAUUUUGUGGAUCACGACUGUGUCAAUAUUUGGAUCGGCGAGGAUACUCACCUCGUCCAAAACACCCUCCGCAACGGCAAAGAGUUCAACUGGAUCAUUACCCGCAAGCUCUCCCACGAGGAGGACAUGGAGAUCAAAGAGUCCUGGUUCCAGGAAGGCGACCUGGCCGAUGUCCGCGCCCACAUCCGCACCCUCGACCACCGCAUCGCCGCCGCCAUCGAAAAGACGCCGGCCCUGCUAGACUGGAAGAUCUGCUACCGCGACCCUCUACCCACAUGGGUCUCGCGCAGUCACAAGAUCGUGCUUCUGGGAGACUCCUGUCAUCCUCAUCUACCGACCAGCGCGCAGGGGGCAAGCCAGGCUACUGAGAGCGCCGGCGUGUUGGCUAUGUGUUUGAAGCUGGCUGGGCCUGAUCGAAUCCCGCUUGCGACGCGGGUCUAUGAGAAGAUCAGGUUUGGGCGGACGCGCCAGAGCCAAACGGCUGGGGUGGACCUGAGAGAUAGAUGGCAUAAUGCUCUGAAGAAUCUGGAGGAUGGGGUGGAGAUUGAUCCCGAGUCUGUCAAGAUGCGCAACCGGUGGUUGUACGCGUAUGAUGCUGAGGCCGAUACCACAGCAAGAUGGGAUGAGGUGUCGGAGCAAGUGGCGAGAGAGUUGGCGGAGGACCAGAUCACGCCGUUGUGUGAUACUGUGCCGACCAAGUCAGCUUUGGAAGUACUAGACCAAGCUUAG